AUGGACGCCCUCCUCAAACCGCUGGCAGACACACUGGCGAUGGCGCCGCCCUCAAAGUACUGCCAGGCCUUCUUCCUCGCGGCCGCCGCGUCCGUCCUGGCCCUCCAGCUCCUCCCGCGCGAAGCCCGGCGCACGCUCACGGACUACGGCGCUCGUCGACCGCGGCGCGCAUCGUCCCCGACGAGCUCUCGGUCACGGCUUGCAUCGGCGCUCAGCGAGCUGACGGCCGUGGGACAGGUGCCCCACGCGUACUUCUGGCACUUCUACCUGCUGUCCACUGGUCUGUCUGCCCUCUGGAUGUGGCAGUUCAUCACGCGCGGGUCCGUCGUGUCCUUCAUAGCAGAGAGGCAGGUCUCGCUGUCGGGAGAGGCGUCGGCGGCGGCGGGACGCGUGUUUCUCGCGUGGUUGAUGAUGGCGGCCCAAGGCGGGAGGCGACUCUACGAGUGUUUCUGGGUGCUGAAGCCCGGCCGCACGCCCAUGUGGUGGGUGCAUUGGGCGUUGGGGCUGGGGUUCUACGCGGCCAUGAGUGUUUCCGUGUGGGUGGAGGGGGCUCGGGCGAUGCUGGGACCGUGGCAAGCUUGCGCGACGGAUAUGCGCUUGACCGCGAGGGAACUGCUCACGCUGGCCGUGUUCCUUGGCGCGUGGUUUGAGCAGCACAGGUGCCACAGAUACCUGGCCAGUCUGAGAAAGUAUUCGCUUCCCGAGGGGGGCCUGUUCAAGCACAUUGUCUGCCCGCACUACACGUCCGAGUGUGUUGUAUAUCUGGCUAUUUCGAUCAUGGCAGCACCGCCUGGCAACGCGUUCAAUGUGUCCGUCUUGUGUGGACUGGCUUUUGUCGUGGCCAACCUUGGGUCUACGGCACAUGGCACCAAGGAGUGGUAUGCGGGCGAGUUUGGAGCCGACAAGGUGGGCAGCAAGUGGAGGAUGAUUCCGGGUGUAUUCUGA
Molecule: messenger RNA, 945 nt
Organism: Metarhizium album ARSEF 1941
Lineage: Eukaryota; Fungi; Ascomycota; Sordariomycetes; Hypocreales; Clavicipitaceae
Product: 3-oxo-5-alpha-steroid 4-dehydrogenase
Exons: 2
Coding region: 1-945 (314 amino acids)
Biological process (GO): polyprenol catabolic process; dolichol-linked oligosaccharide biosynthetic process
Cellular component (GO): endoplasmic reticulum
Molecular function (GO): 3-oxo-5-alpha-steroid 4-dehydrogenase activity
Source: RefSeq, a predicted model, not a curated record